GGAUUUAUUCCAAAAAUGCAUCGUUUUUAUCACAUGGAGUAUUUUCUUCUACCAAAUGAUAUUGAACCCCGAAAAUUAGAUUUGGUAUUGUUUGGUCCAGUGGCUAAAUUAUUUCUGGAUACAGAAUCUAAGCCAGGGACUCCAAAAGAUGAACGAAGCAAAUCUAAAAAGCCAUCCACGCUGAAUAUUUCAGUAGUGAAACCAUGGCUUGAAAAUGACCAGAUAUGGAUUUCAUGGAACCACAGCAUUGAAAUUAAUAUUACCAAUGAGUUUCUAAUAAAGCUAAGGGAACACAGCAUAAAAUUAAGGUUAUGGGAUCUCAAGGAAAAGGUUUGUUCAAAAGCCAGGUUUUGUAAACUAAAGAGUAGCCUACCAUUAUCAGAUCAAGGAGAAUUUGAAGGUAAUGUCAAGAAUAUGGUUUUGUAUCAGAGACAAUUCUUAGAAAGUAAUGAAGCCAAACCCAGUGUCACAAAGGUUAAACCAGUAGCACCCUUUGUGCGAAAACGGACAGCAGAUGCUUUGUCAGAAUAUAUUACUGGUCUUCCUACUUCAGCUGUGAGCAAGCGCAUGGAAAAUGGAUCCAAGGCUAGUGAUCAAAAAUACUCUCGGAAAUUUAGUUUUUCACAACCUCCUGCAAAACCUGAUGAAUUGACCCGUUCACUGAGUACAGUCAGUUUUAAUGGGAGCAUAGAAUCUUCUUUUAAAGAAAAAACCAUUCAGGACUUUAAAGUUAUAAAACAGAAACACCGUACGUCCCUGUCUCGUAAACACUCAGCAUUAACAAAAACUGAUGGGAGCAAAUCACCUUCAGACAGAAAGGAAAGAGCGUCUACAGGUGAGUCUUUUCUUCACUCAGAGAAGCGGAGACCAUCACAGAAAAGUAAUAUUUUAAGUGAGAAGAAAUCAAAACAAGCCGCUCAGAGAACAGCUGAUAAAGAAGCAGCUGCCCUGGCAGCCCAGGCAAGGAAGUUUGGAAUAGCUGCUUUGCAGCUGGACCUUAUCCCUCUUCUAGCAGGUGAAUACUAUACAGCCAGUCGAUGGGAAGAUAAUUCCCCCAAACUUAAUGAAGCAUACUUAGGUUUUGCUAUAGACAAACCGAUUAUGAGUGAGAAACACAAACGUGACUUGAACCCAAUGAUUAUUAAGAUUAAGUCUGCAAAAUGUUUACCAAAUACUCCUGUUCCAGUUGAAGAGUUGCAGAGAACUUGCCUUCCUGUUUACUGCAAAUACACUUUCUACAAAAUGUGUCCUCAUUAUACACAAGGCCGAAAUCAUGGAACUGAUGUCUUCUUUAAAGAUAUCAAUGUGAUUCUUGUAGGAGCAAUAGACCCUGGAGAAUUCAAUGAAUACCUAAGAGGCCCACCUUUAGAAAUUGAAGUUCAUGACAGAGAUAAGAAAAUGGAAGAUCUCAAGAUGACACCAUCUUUGUUUGGAGAGGAACCAGGAGACAGCAAGCUAAGUGACAUAAGCAUCGUCACUUCGAGAUACAUGGUCAAGAAUACCAUUACAGCCAAAGAAAAUAUUCACAGUCCAUAUGGAAUAGCGAAAAUCAACUUGAACGAUUUACUGCUAGGUGAAAAAACCUUGAAUUUCUGUGCACCAAUUCACAGCUGCUCAAUUCAAGAUACAUCUCUAUCUUAUGGGCAAAAUACCAGUCCAGGGGCUAAAAAAACAGAUGACUCUCAAGUUGUUCAACUUUCAAUUGGGCAUUACAUAAAUGCAGAAUCAUAUCUUAAAGUGAGAGUUGAAAUAAGUGUACCAUUGGGUCCUCCAGAGGAAGAAGAUGCUGCUGCUGCACAUUGUCCAUAUGGCUGUAUCAUUUAUCUUUUUGAUUAUAAUAAUACAUCAUUAUUAUAUUAUUUGAUGCAACAGAUUACAGAAAUUAAUUCAGAGGCUUUCCUACUUGAUUCCUAUCCCAUAGAUACAACUCAAAAAUCUCUUAACACUUUGAAAUUGAAUCAGAAACUUUCCUUAGAAGAGAUUUCUCGGCUAAAUAUUAUUACUGGGUUUCACAUAAUCGAUGGGUCCAUUCACCUUCUUAUCCUGGAAGGUUUCAGAAAUAAAGCAAUUAAGAGGAUGUGGAAUAAAAAAAUUGAUAGGUUGCAUGAAACGGAACAUGGGAGAUUACAGAUAUUCUAUAAUUCACACUUGUCUUUUCACAAGCGGCUGUAUAUAGAUCUUGAAGCUAUCCUACUUCACAUCCGUCUCUGCAAGCCACUUUCAAGCCUCAUGAAGCAGCCUUUGAUAUAUAUCAGGGACAUGGUUCCUCAGCCAUGCUUUGAAGCUCUUUCCAGACUUGAUUUCAUCUGCCACAGUAAGAAGUUAAGGGAAGUGGUCCAUUACAGUCUCUUGCCUUCAUCAGAAAUGAUUACAGUGUUGAGUCAGGAAUUUGGAGUUCCCUUGACUAAAGCUGACAUGUAUGUAAGGGAGCCCCCAGAGGUCUUGGAAACAUACAAUAAAAUGGAAAAGCAUUCAAGCAUGAGACAGUAUUCUCAUUUGGAUAACUACAAUAAGAAGUAUGUACUGAGAAAAAAGGAACAAGAAAGUCAGGCACCACAUAACUAUAUCCAGACUAAUAUUGAAUAUGUGAACUUCCUCAAUGAAAUACUUGAACGAGAAAUCCCGAGAACUAUCAGAGCUUUCCCUUUUGGUGAAAAUGCUAUCUUUAACUAUAGUUCUCAGACUUUAAAUUCAGCUGAAAUUGCAAAGAAGCUACUUCAACAAGAAAUGGCAAAGAUGCCAGGAAAAAGAUUUGCUUACAAUGAAUAUCUGUCAGGUAUGUUUGACCCAGUGGAUGAAGACAGCAUUUUAAAAGAGCGUAUUCAACAAUCAAAGAAAAUGUGGUUGUAUCCUGGAGGGUUUUCAUAUCCUGGAUUUAAGAGCACCGCUGACUGCAACAAACAUCCCCGUAAGCCUGAUGAGGCACGAGUUAUUGAAUUAAGAGAGAAAUGGCAGGAGAACUUUUUCAAUGCUAACUUUAUGAAGCCAGUUCUGGAUCGGGAUAGAUGGAGAUGGGACAAACGGGAUGCUGAUUUUGAGCUUUACCGAAAGCCUGUAUUUCAAAACCCAGCUCCUGACACUCGUAGAGAAGAGCCUACGAUACAAGCGUAUUUUAAUACUGCACUGAAAGUUCAUCGGUGCUGCCCAGCAACAGAGCUUAUAUCUAGUGGACCCAAAGCCAGCUGUCAAAUUGCUCGCCUUCAGGGUCUCCUGAAGGAUAAACCAUUCAAGUUAUCUCUGAAGAUGCAGUCUUUUCCAGUUCUGGGAGUUUUAGAUAAUAACAUGGGAGAGAGAAGUCCCUGUAAAGGAUUUGUUCCUGGUGGAGACAUGCACCGAAGCUUGAUAUCAAACCACAAUAUUCCGUGCUACGACAGGGCACACGAUUCAUUUAAAGCUCUGAAAGGAGCAGAUUUCAGACUAAUUUGUCAGAAUCGUUCAUAUCAUUACAAGAGGUAUUCCCCACAGGAUUCGUGCUUAAAGGAACAUGUCUCAGCAAAGGAUGAAACAGAGAAUGCAGGUAAUGUCGGAAUAAUUGUAGGUAGUGUACAUGCAAAAGAAUUGGCCAAAGGUGCUGUACCCUAGAAACGAACUGGUAAUAUUUUAUUUACAGGUAGUCCUUGAGUUAUGAUGGUAAUUGGGACAGGAAUUUCUGUCAGUCAGUGAUGCACCCAUUAAAUUGCAACAUCAUGUGACCAUAGCAAUAGCAAUAGAAAUCUAGACAGUCCCUAUUGCAUUGGUGGGCUGUGCCUCAUUAAAUGUUAAACCUCAUU
This is a messenger RNA of Notechis scutatus (mainland tiger snake), 3770 nucleotides long. NCBI's taxonomy places the organism in Eukaryota, Metazoa, Chordata, Lepidosauria, Squamata, Elapidae. The record is from RefSeq and is a predicted model, not a curated record.